Messenger RNA from Periophthalmus magnuspinnatus, 882 nucleotides. RefSeq names its product FXYD domain-containing ion transport regulator 6-like. Lineage: Eukaryota; Metazoa; Chordata; Actinopteri; Gobiiformes; Gobiidae. The record is from RefSeq and is a predicted model, not a curated record. Bases 198 to 449 code for a protein of 83 amino acids. Gene Ontology annotation, molecular function: sodium channel regulator activity. The transcript has 10 exons. Gene Ontology annotation, biological process: regulation of sodium ion transmembrane transporter activity. Gene Ontology annotation, cellular component: membrane.
CAAGAAAAAGAGCCACACUGCAGUCAGUGGCACAGUCCAGAGGAAUCCCAACUCAGCGCAACACAAUAAGAGUUUUGUACAGUAAUUGUGGAGGCAACUUUCACUAUCUUGCCAAAGUGAAAGAAAGUUUUGCAGAGGCUUCGUGCGUCUGGGCGGAGUGAGAACUUUCCGUAAAUUGAACAAGUUGACACUGUACAAUGGACCUUGUGUUGUUGAUGAUAAGCGCUUGGGCUGCUCCUGCUUUUGGGUCGGCGUUUGGCAGGGAGAUGUUUGUUUCGGCAGCUGACGAGGACAAUGACAGUGCAUUUAAUUAUGACUAUGAAUCAUUGAGGAUUGGAGGCCUGGUUUUUGCUGUGGUGCUCUUUGUCUUGGGCAUUGCUCUUAUUGUCAGCCGGAAGUGCACCUGCACAAAAAGUGACAAGCCCAGAACUAGAGCAGCUGAGCCAUAAUCAGGUGUCCCAAGAGUACAUUGAAGUGCUUUCUAGAGUUUUUGAAUAGCCAAAACAGAUGAACAAUGAAGCUGCCAAUUGAACUUUCCAUGAAUGUGAUUUUAUUACAUUUUAUUACAUAAUUACACUGCUUAUGUUUGUAAUGUUAAUGUUUUUAUAUGAUCAGUAUGACCUAAAUAGAGAGCCACAUAGAUGUAUUAUGUAGCAGUUUGAUUGAUAAAAAUGAUGUGAUAUUGAAAUAAAAUGUCCCAAAGCCUCAGUUCUUUGUUGUCUCUUGUUGUUUGUGGAGCUGGUUCAUUGCAGUGCACUGGGCCUUCUGUCAUAGUGCACAACUGCUCCUGCUGACACAGCACACUGCCCACUUACUCACAGUCUGCUGCUUGUAUAUUUUCAUUCACUGGAAGCUAAGAAGCCAGCAUCAGCCAGCAUCCCA